Molecule: messenger RNA, 3835 nt
Organism: Anopheles bellator
Lineage: Eukaryota; Metazoa; Arthropoda; Insecta; Diptera; Culicidae
Exons: 3
Coding region: 1-3630 (1209 amino acids)
Biological process (GO): regulation of RNA splicing
Cellular component (GO): ribonucleoprotein complex; nucleoplasm
Molecular function (GO): RNA binding
Source: RefSeq, a predicted model, not a curated record
AUGAGUGUGAUCAUUCGCCUGCAGAACCUGCCCUUGACGGCGAAUGCGUCCGAUGUGCGCAACUUUUUCCAAGGGCUCGCGAUUCCAGAUGGUGGCGUGCAUAUUGUCGGCGGUGAGCUGGGCGACGCGUUCAUUGCGUUCAGUACCGACGAGGAUGCCCGCCAGGCGAUGUCGCUUAAUGGGCGCCAGAUGAAAGGCGUCACAAUAUCGCUGCUGCUGUCUUCGCGCGCAGAGAUGCAGAAAGUGAUUGAGCAGGCCCGGAAAGCUGCACUGGCCUACAUGCAGCUGAGUCGUGUGGCUCCUACACCCGUCGCCACCCCGAAGGCGGUGGUUUCGCAGCUAACGACGCCAACGACGGGUCAGUCCAACUUUAACGCGAUGGCGGCCCCCAUCAGUGCUGUCGCUGCUGCGGCACUGUCGUCGUUGUCGGCGUCGCUGGCCCACGGCGUACCGUCGGCGGCAGCACAGCACCAGCAGUCAAAGCCUCAACCACCGGUCAUCAGUUUGGCCGGUUUUUUGGGACAAAGUGCACCACGGACCUUGGCGCAAACUAACGAACUCAUCGCACCGUCGGCCGUUGCGAGUCCACUGCUAACGCAAGACUCGUCGUAUCAGGAGAUCCCGGGUCUAUCGUUUCUAUCGGGCACGGUCAGCACUUCCGGCCCCGUCCCCGUUGCUAACAGUGCCGCCAACAGUUCCGGCAUUGCUGGGUGGCUCUCGGCGAUAAAUGAAUACAGAGGCCACCAGCAGCAACCGACACUGGCGCCUGAUGUAGCCAAAAAUGAGUUACCAUGGAACACUGCGGGUGCGUUUGGGUCCGGGCUUCUUGCCACCGGCAUCAACACGACGCCACUGCUGAGCAGCGAUCGUAAUGGGUACGCCACGGGCACGGGCGAAAGCCAGUGGAAAAUGCUGAACAAGCCGCGCCGUAGCCGUUCGCCAUCAGGUCCACGGCGCGAUCAGCAUCGGAGCCGUUCGUCGUCUCGCGACCGCAAUCGCCGCCACAGUCGAUCGUCCUCCCGUGAUCGGGCGUUCAAACGGGACGGUCACAGUCGCUCCUCUUCGCGCGAUCGCCGUUCACGAAGUUCGAGUCGCGACCGCGAUCGGUUUGGUCGUGGCCGGCACCAGCGAAGCCAUUCGCGGUCACGGGAUCGCACUGACAGCCGGGAACAGACGAAUGCUUACGGUGAUCGCACCGAACCCGGGCGCUCCACCCGUAUCCGUGCGUCCCGGUUCAGUGACCGUUACGGGGACUCACGCUCGCCGAACCAGUGGAGUUCUAUGGAGCAGGGCUUUACCGGAAAUGCGGCGACACAGCCAAUGUACGGUGUUGGGGUACCGAACCAACAGAGUGAACCGAUCUUUGGCCUGCACACUUCAACGGCCAUGGACCAGCAGCGCUCACGUUUUCAGGCUCAACAGGGUAGCAGCGUGUUUCCGGCACGCAGUGGCAAAAUAUCGCCACCGGUGCCAUUGUACAAUGGUGCUGCGUUCCGCAGCACUUCUCCGCUUCCGGACAGCGUUUAUCAGAGCAUCAAGAGUCCGACCAGCGAUUAUGCGGUGCGCAUCACGAACCUCGAAACGAGCAUCGGCUACGGUGACAUACGGCGCUUCUUCAAACAGCAGCCAAUCUCGACGCAGGGCAUCAAGAUGAUAAACGAUCUGCACGGUCGGCGGACGGGCAUGGCGUACUUGCAGUUCAUACGCAAGGAGGGCAAACUGGCGGCCCUGCAGCGCGACAAGGCGAUUCUGCGGCGGGCACCCCUGCAUAUAGAAUCGAUCACAGAUCAGGAGUUUGAGCAAGCGAUCGACUCGUACCGCCCGUCCGGGAAUGAUAAACCCUCGCAAAAGUGGGAUGACCAGCGUGGUGGCGGUGGCGAAUCAUUCCGCCGAGGCCGGUUCAGUGGACGGUCCAACGAUAAUAGUGACGUGAUCGAAAUCGAUGAUGAUCACGACGAUCAGCGCAUGCAGCAGCUACAAUCGGGUCAGCGGCAGCGACAACAGCAGCACGGUGGCCGCAAAGCGGGCGAAGGUCACCCACCGACGAGUACGCUGUUGGUAUGGAACCUGCCGACCUUCACCACCGAGCAGGACAUCAUGAAGAUGUUCUCCGACUUCACCGUCGUCGAGGUGCUGAUCGUGAAGAAUCAUCACCUCCCGAAGCAGCUCGACGGGUACGUGCGAUUCCACCGGCAGGAGGACGCCAGGGAAGCCUGGCAGCAGGAGAACCGGCACUACAUCAUCAAUAAGCGAGUGACGGUGCGGCUCUGCCCUGAAAUUGACUACGAGGUGGCGAAGAACGAGUACGAAAAUCCGGUCGCAGAUAACAACGAGCGUGACACGGAUGCACGGUGCGACAGUCAAGUUCAGGAUGCUUCCCAAAGGGAAGCCGCUGGUCGGAGUGCAAGGAUGGGCCUGUUUGGGUCAAACUUCCGCCAGGAUAGCGGGGACAGUCGCGUUGAUCGGGAUGGUGGAUCCCGUGUCGGUAACCCCCCACCGUUCAGCACCGGCCAAGAUGCCGCCAACUCUGCUUCGAACGACAACAAUAGCGACCAGGACAAUAAGUUUUUCAACGAACCAUAUCUAGAGAGCACCGCUCCUUGGCUGUUGGAUAGGAGCAGGAGCUGGGCCGAAGACGAUGAUCAGCAGCAACGCGGAUUGAGGAGUGGCUCGCAGGAUCACAUGGCAUCACCUGGCGAUGGUAUGGUGGCACCGUGGAACGACCCUGAGCUGCGGGCGAACCUAGGAGACUUCCGAGAGGAAUCGCGAAUGAGUGAUGCGAGCGAAACCAGACACAAUUUCCGGGACAAUGAUAAUGAUAACGGUGGCGGCUUCCAGAGCCCCAGCCAGCGCGAUCCACGGCGCCGGGGAUCGGGCGGAAAGAACAGCAGUUCCUCAGCUGGUGGUGCCGGUGUUGGCGGCCCCUGUAAUAAUAGCAACGACAGUAGCGAGCUGUUCCAUCGCACCACCUGUCUGCUGCUGCGGAAUGUCGACUUCAGUGUGACCGAGGAGGACGUGUACGAGUUCUUCGUGCAGGAUGGGUUCCGGCCGAGGAACGUGCUGUUGGUGCGGGACGAAAAUGAGCGCCGGACGGGCGAGUGUUUGGUCGAGUUUGAGUCGCCGAGUGAGGCCGCGCACGCCGAAUCGAAGUCGUCGCACAAUCUCGGCCGCCGGAAGGUGUUCGCCAGCCAUCUCGACCGGGGCCAGGUGGCCGAUCUGAUGCAGAGGUUCGACGCGAUUGCAAAGCACAACGAGGGGCGCACGAAAGGGUCCUCGUCGCGCUGGCAGGAUGGCCCGAGAGGUGGUGGUGGUCGGCGCGACGCCCGGCACGAUAGUCGUGAGAAUAACGGGAGGACACCGGACGAUGAUCGCAGACCUUCGUCACCGUGCACGGUCGGUUUGCUUAAUCUCGCCUACAAAACGACGGUGGAAGACUUGCAGCGGUUUUUCCGUGAUUUUGACCUUCCGCUCGAAAACAUUCGCCGCCGGUACCUGGACAACGGAAAGCCGACCGGUGAAGCGAUGAUUCGGUUUCUGAACCGUCACGACGCGGCACGGGCGGUCGAUGAGUAUCACAAUCGAAGUCUGUUCGGGCGGAACGUGCGAAUGCGGUUGAUCAACGACGAUUGAGAGGAAGUGCCAGCUGCCCAGUGCCGGGUUAGGCCUGAAGGCGCGAUUGUAACGAAAGUUUACGACGUGCGUGGUGCCCGGGAAUGAUGCUAGAAGAAUUGCAGGCUACAAUGGUCAUCGGUUGUUUUUAAAUAGCUGCACAGCUCCUAUGGAGGCGUGCUGGCGUACCGAACAGGUAACCAACUAGUAGAACUAAUGCAAUAAG